This is a messenger RNA of Labrus bergylta (ballan wrasse), 1376 nucleotides long. RefSeq names its product syntaxin-11-like. Gene Ontology annotation, biological process: synaptic vesicle fusion to presynaptic active zone membrane; exocytosis; intracellular protein transport. Gene Ontology annotation, molecular function: SNARE binding; SNAP receptor activity. The record is from RefSeq and is a predicted model, not a curated record. Gene Ontology annotation, cellular component: synaptic vesicle; plasma membrane; endomembrane system. Lineage: Eukaryota; Metazoa; Chordata; Actinopteri; Labriformes; Labridae.
UCACCUGGAAAGGGGCGUUAGUCUCGCACACAUUGAACACACAGCACACACAGCACACAGAGAACUUCCUCAUCAGUUCAAAAAAUAUGUUUCUCUGGUGUCUUGAACCUACAAAAUCAGGCUGUGACAAGUUGGAGGGAUCUAUUUCCUUUGUUUAUUUGGGGAUCCAGUAAAAAAGGCAGAAUGCGGGACAUGCUGGAAAGGCUGCAGACCCUUAGUGAAGAGCAGGAGGACUUUGAGCCAGAAUUUUUUGGACCUGAGUACGAUGUGGACAAGGUGACUCUGUCUCAAGAGGCAGUUGUGUUUGAGAACACCUCAACUAUUGACAGAAUCCUAGAGGAGGCCAGCUCAAUACGCAAAGAGAUCUCCUUUCUGCAAUUAAAGGUGGAGCAUCUACGCACACAAAAUGAACGUUUUGGCACCUCUGUUCGGCGGUUCACCCUCCUCAAAAAAGACUCUGACACCAUUGCCAGAGGUAUCCAGCAACGUGGGGAGGCCCUGUACUUCCGCCUUCAGGCCCUAGGCAAGGCGAGCGCCCAGCUUGAGGAGAAAGAUGGUCCAUAUUCUGCUGUUAGUCGCAUUGCCCGAGUUCAGUGUGACACACUGAACCGUGAUUUCCAUGCUGCUAUGAGUGACUACAACGAGGCAGAGGAGAUGCAAAGGAGUACAUGUCGAAGGAGGAUCCAGAGGCAGGUCUCCAUACUGGGGAGAGAAAUCACUGAUGAGCAGCUUGAUGUGAUGGUAGACAAAGGAGGAGAAGGAUGGGCUGAGCUGUCCCAGAGUCUGCAGACACCAGGUGCACGCACGUCCCGCAUGGCUUUGUGUGAGAUCAGAGGGAGGCACAAGGAGCUGGUUGAGCUCGAGGUCAGGCUGAAGGAGGUCCAUGAACUGUUCAUGGACAUGGCCAUACUAGUGGAGGAGCAGGGGUCCAUGAUCAAUAACAUUGAGUCUCAUGUGUGUGCCACCGAGGAAUAUACUGACAAAACUAUUGUCGAAAUAAAGAAGGCCCUACAGUACAAGAGGAAAAAUCCUUUUCUGCAAUGUUGCCCCUGUCUACCCUGUUGGAGACACAAUCAAACUUUUUAAGGCCAUUAUUUUUUGGGUCUUUUUUACAAUUUUAAGGAUGAAAUUGAAAUGAAAAUAAACAUGUACCUGUUUACUAAACAUAUGGACAGCUUUACAGAAAUGUAAAAAAAAAAACCCAAAAAACUGAUUUUGUCCUAUACACUGCAGUACCUUUUAAUUUUUUCAAUCAAUGUUUGAGGCUUAAAAAUGAUCAUGGUUUUGGGUCACCAGCUGGCUUAAAUGAAAGUCACAGUAAAAUAGCUGAUCUGGUUAUUUUGAUUAAAGUUAUUCAAAUUUUUGGUGUGAAUGUA